This is a messenger RNA of Nylanderia fulva, 1380 nucleotides long. Its product is annotated as lysocardiolipin acyltransferase 1. Gene Ontology annotation, biological process: phosphatidylinositol acyl-chain remodeling. Gene Ontology annotation, cellular component: endoplasmic reticulum; endomembrane system. Gene Ontology annotation, molecular function: acyltransferase activity. The record is from RefSeq and is a predicted model, not a curated record. Lineage: Eukaryota; Metazoa; Arthropoda; Insecta; Hymenoptera; Formicidae.
ACAGCAUCUACCAACUCAACUGGUAGAGAGUCCAGACAGAGAGUGAGGGCGAAAGGGGUAGCAAGGAGAAGCCUGUAAUAAAAUCAAGAAGAAGCCAGUAAAGACACAAUGUUUUCGAAGGAAACAGUGGAGAUCCAAUGUUCAUAAGAGGUGCUUCAAUCGUAAAGUGCACAUGUGAAAGAUAAUCCAUUUCGAGAUUGUAAUGCGUGGCAUUUUACGUGGUACACUAUACUGUGCUUUGUGGUAUGGUAGCAUAGUAGCAGGUUUUUUAUUCAUCGCCUGUCCGUUUAUGCUGUUGAUGUUGUUUCAUCCCCCGAGAUUUCGAAAAUGCGGAGAGCUCUUAUUUUCGUGCUGGGAACUUUAUCCUACCGCUCUGUUGAGGAUACUUGGCGUAAAAAUCUAUGUAUCCGGUGAUCAUAUAUCCCCGUACGAGUCGGCCAUACUCGUGAUGAAUCACAGAACAAGAGUGGACUGGAACUUCUUAUGGGCUGCAAUGUAUCAAGCAUGUUUGCCCAAUGUGGCUUGUCAUAGAUUGAAGUUUGUUUUAAAGGAUCCUAUACGGCAUAUUCCUGGUCCCGGAUGGAUGAUGCAAAUGAAUGGUUUCCUUUAUAUAACGCGACGUUGGAAAGAGGAUCAAGGCCGACUGUCGCGUACCCUUGACUACCUGAUCGCAUUGGACAAUCGCACCCAGUUGCUGAUAUUUCCCGAGGGCACCGAUCUGACAAGGAGUAGCAAAGAGAAGUCGGACAAGUACGCAGUGGAACAUCAGUUGCCGCAAUACGCGUACACCCUGCACCCGAAAACGACAGGUUUCGCUUAUCUGACCCAGCAUCUUCAGCGGACGAAUUUUCUUGAUGCCGUGUACGACUUGACGAUAGCAUAUCCGGAUUACAUACCACAAUCGGAAGUCGACCUGAUCAGGGGUAAAUUUCCGGACGAGGUGCACUUUCAUAUAAGACGAAUACCGUCCACGAAUAUACCCCUGCACGAUUUGACCUUGAGGAAAUGGCUGGAGAACAAAUGGUCCGAGAAGGAAGGGAUAUUGCAGCAAUUUUAUGAACGGAAAGCGUUCACCGACGAAAUUUGGCCGGUAACAAAAACGCUUCCAUUACGGGCCGCGUUUGGAUUCUGGACUAUAUUAACAGGUAUGGCGAUAUUGUUACUCAUCAUUUCUCCGAUCUUUCAAUUGUGGGCUUUGAUUCACGCAGCAUUUUUCAGUUUGUCGAUUUUCAAUAUCGGUUUUAAUCAGAUUGAGAUGGGGUGGUAUUGGCGCUGGAAAAGCUACACUUUUCACGCUAAACGUAGUUAGUCGAGAUAUUAUAUAUUUUUAUUUAUAUAAAAUCUAUAAUGAAAAGAAUCGUAGCUCUUUAUAUCUCUGUG